AUGUCUACAAUUGAAAGCAAAACUGCGAGUCUCUCCUGGACCAGGGUGUGCAAAGAGUGCGGGCAGCAACAUGAGGGCCAGGAAAGCCACCUGUAUGAGUACCUCGAUGACGUGGACGACGAACUGGUGUGCCACAUCUGUCUGCAGCCUCUCAUCAGACCCAUGGACACUCCCUGCGGACACACCUACUGCUUUGACUGUCUGGGCAGCUUCUUGAAGGAUAAGGACUUCUGCCCCGUGGAUCGCCAGAGGCUGCAGCUUCACCAAUGUCGACCUUCCACCCUGUUGGUCCGGAACCUGCUGGACAAGCUGGCUGUGAUGUGUCCUUACAAUACAGAGUGCCAGCAACAGAUGCAACGCUGUGAACUUCAGGCUCAUCUGCACAAUAGAUGUCUCGUAUUUAGGAGACUACGGGAAGAAAGUGAGAAGAGGAAGAAGCCCUCGUGGAACGAACUGAAGGGACGCAAAGGCGAAAGCGAGCUGUCUGCUGAUGCUAAACACUCGGAUACGCCGCCACGCUGUGCCACCAGAGACCUACCCGAUCCUGGACUCAUCAACCCUGCCUAUGAAGAAAGCGAGGAUGACAACACGCCAUUGCGCUCCAGCCUGGUGGCAGAGUCUAACGUGGUGGAGCUUUUCAGAGAGGAAGCGGAUGAAGAGCUGGGCCUGCGCAUUGUGGGCGGCAAAGACACUCCGUUAGGCAAUAUCGUCAUCCAGGAGAUUCUACGUGAUUCGCAAGUGGCUCGUGACGGCCGACUGGCACCGGGAGACCACAUCUUAGAGGUCAAUGACAUCAGCCUGGCGUCCAUCCCUCACGCUCGGGCAGUGGCCGUGCUGCGCCAACCUUCCCUAGUCAGGCUCACUGUCAUGCAGGAAAAGGGUUUCAAACCAAGGGAGGGGCGCUCCGAUCAGGCCGGCGGCGCUCACGGCAAUGUGGCCUCCACUCAUAAUCCUGGGACGGUACUGCAGGUGACGCUGACCAAGAGUCAGCGCUCAGAGCCACUAGGCAUAAAACUCAUACGCAAAUCAGAGGAGAGUGGCGUCUUCAUCCUGGACCUGCUGUCCGGAGGCCUAGCGGCCAAAGACGGUAAACUGAAGAACAGUGACAAAGUGUUGGCCAUCAAUGGACAUGACCUGAGGCACGGUACGCCAGAGAGUGCUGCUCAAAUCAUACAGGCUAGCGAGGUGCGCGUCAACUUUGUAGUCCUGAGGUCAGAGACGCAGGACGAAAGCGGACCACAAGGCCGAGCGACCAGGAAGGCGCCGGAGCCACAGUACUUCAAGCGACGCUCCACCUUCAUGAAGGACCCUCCUGGUGGCUUUUCCAGCCAGGAGAAGACUGUGAGCCUGAAGAAGGACCCUCGCCUUUCCCUGGGAAUCACCAUUGCCGGCGGGAGGGACUGUCGCAGCCGCCUGCCUGUCUACAUCACGACCGUGCAGCCCGUUGGAUGCCUGCAUCGAGAUGGCACUAUCAAACGAGGUGAUGUUCUACUGAGCAUCAACGGGGUGGACCUGACCCAGUUGACGUACAGCGAGGCUGUUUCUGCGCUGAAGGCGCAAGCCGCUCAGCCACAGGUGGCGCUACGUGUCAUCCAGACCAUUUCGGAAGACACGCAGGAAGACGCAGAGGGUGGAGGGGACGACAGGACGGACAGUACAGAAGAUACGCGUGAAGAUGCUUUCAACUGGACGCCGUUGUGGACAAGGUGGCUGGGUUUACCGAGCCACAUGCACUGGUGCCGGGACAUCGUCCUGCAGAAGAACAACAACGAGAGCUGGGGCUUCAGUAUCGUUGGCGGCUACGAGGAGAGUCACGGCCAGCUGCCCUUCUUCAUCAAGACCAUCGUGCCCGGCACACCCGCUCACUUCGACGGCCGCCUUAAGUGCGGCGACGAGAUCGUGGCGGUGAAUGGAGCCACCACGGUGGGCAUGAACAACUCGUCGCUCAUCCCCAUGCUCAAGCUGCAGAAGAAUAAAGUGACGCUGACAGUGGUGUCCUGGCCCGGCAGUCUGGUCUAG
Nerophis lumbriciformis (worm pipefish) is the source of this 2019-nucleotide messenger RNA. Lineage: Eukaryota; Metazoa; Chordata; Actinopteri; Syngnathiformes; Syngnathidae. The record is from RefSeq and is a predicted model, not a curated record.